AUGGAUCUUGAGCUGCGCUACGACACCCACAUCACGUCUGUAGCCCGCCAGACCUCUCAGCGUGUGUCAGCCCUGCGCAGGAUGGCUGGCAGUCUGGACUCGCGAGGCAUCCUCACUUUCUACAGGGCACAAAUCCGUCCCUGUAUGGAGUACGGUGCCUUGACAUGGAUGUCCAGCGCCCAUACCCACACCAGCCGGCUCGACACGAUACAGAGGCGCGCUCUUCGUCUAUUGGGGGAAGACGAGGAGAGCGUGGCAAGUAUCACGUCACUGGAGCACCGGAGGGACGUGGCAACCUUAACGGUGUGCCACAAAGCUCAAGUGCUGCAUACACCUCGCCUCUCCUGCCUCAGCCUGCCGCCACACCCACCCGGGAGAAAUACAAGGCAAGCAGCGGAUGGGGACCAGCAGGUACUGGUGCCUCUCUCCCGCUCCUCACAACACCAGCGAACAUUCAGAGCCAGGGCAGCGCGCCUGUGGAAUCAGUUCACGGUGGCCACGCCUGCUGAGGUAGCGGGACUAUCAACUCAGCAGACAAAAGUGGCCGCCAAUGUCUGGAGAAGCGCUCUCCCUGCCCGACUAGUGCAGUGA
This is a messenger RNA of Portunus trituberculatus (swimming crab), 591 nucleotides long. RefSeq lists its product as uncharacterized. The coding region runs from base 1 to 591 and encodes 196 amino acids. The record is from RefSeq and is a predicted model, not a curated record. Lineage: Eukaryota; Metazoa; Arthropoda; Malacostraca; Decapoda; Portunidae. The transcript has a single exon.